GUUUGCAUGUCGGUCGAUCUCGUGAGCAUUUCGAUCGUUGUUUUCGGCACCUUUGUUAUUACAUUUGUUAUGGCAUCAGUCUAUUAUUGUUAUUGUUGGCUAUUUUUGUCACAAAGGAAAAGAGCACAAAGUGUCUUGGAUAUGUAUGUCCUCUUUGUUUCUUUUAAUCUUACCUUUGGCAAGACAAAGGCUGUCGUAGACGUCGCUUUAUUGGCCGUUCAUCGGCGUCUGACAUGGUGUGUGCAUGCAAUAAAUAUUACGGUGGUACGUUCGGCAAGGAAUGGAAAAUAGGAAGAUUAGAUGCAAGCUGGAUAAGAAAAAACCCGAGCGCCUGGGUAGAAAAGGAAGAAACUGGAUGCAUUGACCAUAUGCUUGACUCAGGGCGAAACCCGUCAGGUCAUUUUACAAUAAUAAUAUUAAAGAACACAGAGACCCAGGGGACCGGGGCCUCUCGAGGAGUGAGGAGUGAGAGAGAGUGGCAAGAGAGACAAAGACACUUGUCCUGUUCCCCGGACUUGGUUGUUACUAUCCGUUCGUUAGUUAGCGAUACAUGCUUCUUGGAUACAAGAGAGAACAUUAAAAAAAUUAAAACAAGCAAAUCAGAGUUUAACGCAACAAAGGCCGACCCCCUCCCCUUACUUUUAGUUUUCUUUCUCUACUUCCUCUCUUUCUCUUUCCCUCUUUUGAACGGACCGGUCACGCCACACACACACACACAUACACACAAAACCCUUAAAGUAGACACCACAGCAUAACAAAAAAAGACGAGCGCGUUGAAUCGCUGAACGCACACGUUUCAUCUCUACAAUUCUCUUUUCUUUUCCUUGUCCAACCCCUCUUUGCAAAAAAUGCUAAAGCAUGAUAAUAACAGCAGCAGCAUCCCUGAUUUGCAUCAACGCGAAUUAGAUUCAAGCAGUCGUGUAUGUAGAAUUUUCUAACCGUUUUGUUUUUUUUCCUG
Zychaea mexicana is the source of this 958-nucleotide messenger RNA. RefSeq lists its product as uncharacterized. The transcript has a single exon. Bases 234 to 755 code for a protein of 173 amino acids. The record is from RefSeq and is a predicted model, not a curated record. NCBI's taxonomy places the organism in Eukaryota, Fungi, Mucoromycota, Mucoromycetes, Mucorales, Lichtheimiaceae.